Messenger RNA from Adelges cooleyi (spruce gall adelgid), 3278 nucleotides. RefSeq names its product DDB1- and CUL4-associated factor 10. Lineage: Eukaryota; Metazoa; Arthropoda; Insecta; Hemiptera; Adelgidae. Gene Ontology annotation, cellular component: Cul4-RING E3 ubiquitin ligase complex. Bases 443 to 2332 code for a protein of 629 amino acids. Gene Ontology annotation, molecular function: protein binding. The transcript is spliced from 8 exons. The record is from RefSeq and is a predicted model, not a curated record.
CAACUAUACACAAAUCACAGUAUAAUAAUUUCAAUUCGCGACCAACUCGUCGAAAUCGCCGUCGAUUGUGCGGAUUCAAUUUUUGAUUAUAGAUAAAAAAAUAUAUAGAUUUAUACUGAUAAGAACGUUACGUUGCUGAUAACGGAACGUUUAUUCUUGCGUCCUGACUCCUGCUAGCAUUAAGAGAAGACUUGCAUAAGUAGUUGAUUCGUCGUCACAAAAUUGUUUUGUUCAUUUUCAAAAUGUUCACAAUAAUUAUUUUGUCGGUCUGGAAUGCUUAGAAAUUCAAACAGUGAAGUCAUCUAGUGCAAUUUAUCGGUCUUGGUGUAUGUCCUCCAACGGAUUGUCGUCAACGGUCAGCUCAACUUUAGCCUUGGAAACGUUAGGGCCAACACUUGGUUUGUCUACUAUUCAUUCUCAUGCUCGUUGAUUGUCCAACACUAUGAGUACCACAUACUACGAUCCAGAUGGUUUACAAAGCGUAAAAAGACGACGUUCGACAAAUUUCCGUGACACAUACUUGCGCAAUCGUGAGUAUGGCUUCCGACCAAAAUACGGUGAUCAAAGUCGAUUGCAUUGUGAAAUGUACACAUCUAUGUAUCCCAUUGCUAAAUGGGAAUACGAUGACGUUUGCACAGAUAUUUCAAAUCCAGGAGGCAUAUUUAAUUUAGAGUUCUCACCAGAUGGAAAAAUUCUAGCAGCUGCUUGCGAAAGAAAAAGUUUUAUGUUAUUCGACCCUGUGACUCAAAAAUUCAUAACCUCAAUAAAGAAAGCACAUAACGAUUGUGUUAAUUGCAUAAAGUUUUUAGACUCUAGAAUGUUAGCGACAUGCAGUGAUGAUACGACAAUCGCACUUUGGGACGUUCGUAAUCUUAGCGAUAGUAUUAAAGUAUUAAGAGGUCAUUCCAAUUGGGUAAAAAGUAUAGAAUAUUCAGUGAAAGACAAUUUACUAGUAUCCAGUGGAUUUGACGGACACAUAUAUACUUGGGGUAUAAAUAGUUAUUCCGAAGAAGGCAGAGUAUGCAAUAAUUCUGUGUUUCACAUUAAUGGACUUAUGCGAAUAAAAAUUCUUCCUGACUCUAGUAAAAUGGUGGUCUGCACAACAGGCGGAUAUAUUUUACUCAUUAAUAAUUUAGACCUUGACACCCUGGGAACAGAUAUUCAAGGGUUCAAACCUAAUAUGUAUCGUCUUAUGCAGCUUAGUAAAACUACUAUUCCUAAUGCUGCUGCUCAUACUCAUAUGUUUUCACGUAAUAAAAACCGCGUUGAAUUCAUUGUAGACUUCCCUAGAAAUGACGAUGCUGAAAUAAUUUCUUCUAUUCAGUUACAUCCCCAAGGUUGGAACGUGUUAAGUCGAAACAUUACUACUGACGAACAGUCUGAAUGGACUUGUGUACACGACAUACAGGACAUUGCUUCCCCCACUGAAGAACAAGAAGAAUCGGAAGAAAUACAUUCUGAAGAAGCUAAUAGAUUGGAACAUUCCUUAGGCGAUGAUCCAAUGGAAGGAAGACUUCACCGACGCACUCAUGUAGUUAUUCCUCGUGAUAUAAAUAGCGGUAGCAGUAUGGUACCUUUUUCUGUAUUGGGACCUAGAGGUAAUCGCCAAGCCGAUCUUUGGGAAGCCAUGAUGCAAAUAAAUGGCACCCGGAUAAGGAGUUUAAGAUUUUUAUCAGAAGGACGAGAGCGGGUGUUAGGGACGUAUUCUGGGGUUCGGAUCGUACGUAGCGCUACAGGCCUGCAAGACCAAGAAGAUUUAGACGAACUAUCUAUGGAAGAAAUGGAUAAUCGACAACCUUCGGAGCGUUUAGUAACAGUUUUAAUAAACCGAAAUGUGCCACCUGACCUUCGAAUGCGUAAUUAUAUAGUAGUGAACCCAAGAACCGAAUCGACAAGACAAUCUAGACGUGAAAAUCCAGAUGCUGUGUUUUUGGUCGGCAAUCGACCACGGCGUAACAGUUAUGUUCUCAAUCGAAUUAACAGAUACCAGGUACCUUUGGACCAUAAGAUACAUAAAAACUCUGAUCGAUUGACACAUUACAUCGAAGAAGCUAAUGUAGGAAAAGGAUUCAUCAAAGAACUAUGCUAUUCAAAUGACGGACGUAUAAUUUGUUCGCCUUUCAGUCAUGGCGUUCGAUUAUUGUCAUUUUCAUCUAAUUGCGAUGAGUUAUCCACGUUGAUGCCUAAAUCUCCCGGUGUUAAAUUACACGAGAUCGGCACAAACGUGUCACAUUCAAACAUCGUCCUAUGCACUAAGUUCUCACCUGUUCAUCCGUUACUUGUAUCGGGUUGUUUAGCUGGCCGUAUAGUUUGGUAUCAACCUAGGCUAUAACACUGGCAGUGAUUUUAUUGGUAAUUUGUAUAUUUGUAUAGAUACUAAACUAUUUGACAUUGAGGCUGAAGCUAAAAUUUUGUUUUUUUAUACUAACAAUAAAACUAAUGCAGUGUUUCUAUGCGUGUGAACUGAAGUACACGUGUAUUUCAAUUUCAUAAAACCUGUUUAUAUUAAUUGAUAAUUUGAGAACAAUUAUUGUAGACUGCAUUUGAUAUGAAUAAUUAUCGAAGAGCACACCUCAGAUCACCAGUAUCAUACAGUAUACGUCACUAUUGUUGAAUUUAUAUUUAAAUUAUAUAUUCUGCUCUUAAUGUUAUGUAAAAUAAAUCAUGUUCAAUAAUCCAACAAACAUUUUAUAGUUUUUGUGUUAUUUUGUUUAUCAAAAUUAAUAUUUUAUAUCGGGACCAUACAAAUAAUAAUUCUAAACAAAUUUAAAACUUAUUAGUUUAUUAAUCACCUUUAGAAAAACUAAAGUUUACAUUUUUAAUAAAAUAGUUUUAUAAAUGUAAAACACUAGUUACCCUUUUAUCAGUCAAUUUUGGCUAUUAAUAAUUAUUGUUUAAUUAAUUAUAGGAUAAUAUACAAUUUGGUCUCCUUAUUCAUAUCUUUUGUAUAACAUCUAGGUUUUAGAAGUAAUUAUUGUGGUAUUGAGGUAAUGAUGUAUUAGUCAGUUCCUAUGGAUAAAAAUAAACCAUAAAAAGAGCUUGAUUUAGAUGUUUUACGCUAAGUAAUAUUACCAUAAAUUUAUAAUAUUAUAAAUAGCCGUUUAUGUUUUAGUAAUGUUCAAUUGUUAUGUGCCUUAAAGAUAAUAUAUAUUUAUAUAUAUACAUAAAUCAAUAUAUGUGUAUAUUUUCUGUAUAUGUAUAGUUUUUAUUAGCUAGGCGAAUAAUUUUUUUGUUUGCGUUCACUAUGAUGUUAAUAAAAUAACCUUUCUAAACCUGAA